AUGACCCUGUUGACAGUUUUCUGCUUGCUGGCCUGGUUCCCGCUACAGCAAGAGGCAUUUCUCACCUACCGCACUGAGACGUUCACCAUAGUGGAGGGGCGGACACUCACUCUGAAGUGUGCCAUCCCUCGGGCUGACAAAUCAUCCCUGCAGUGGAUGGCCCCAACAGGGUUCACCAUUUUCUUCAACCAGCAAAAGGUUUUAAAAGAUCACAAAUACAAGCUCACCCACCACUCCAAGGACCAUCUCUCCAUCUCAGUGUCCAACGUAACUGUCCAAGACGAAGGUGUAUACCGGUGUCUGUACUACACCAAACCAGUGAGGACCAAGAAAGUGACUGUCAUUGUGAUUGCCCCACCUUCCAAGCCAACGUUGGAAGUGUUAGCAAUCAGAACACCCCAUAGAGAAGAGGUUCUACUGAAAUGUUUCACCACGAGAAGCAAGCCCUCUCCUCAGAUAACCUGGCUGAUGGACAACGGGUUGGAAGUCUUCGGUGAAACCAAACACAUAUUUGAACAUAAUGGUAAGAGAUGCAAUACCACGAGCACGCUCACAGUCCUGACAUACAGGAAAAGUUCGGUGAUCAGCUGCAUUGUCCGACACAAAGCUCUGCAAGGUGGAAAUCUGACCACAUCCUUCAGGUUUGAAGAUCUCGGGACCACUGGAGCACCUCCAACCACAACAAUGCCCACAACCAAUUCACCAGCAAAUACCCAAGACAGAGACUUCACUACACAUUCAACCCUCAACUCCACACCGCCAACCCCACCAGACUACAAGAGCGAGGGUCCCUGGAGAAGCUCAACUCCCGAAAUGAAAACCCAGCAGAAUGACCUCCAGAAUAACACAACUCCAGUAACAGAGGAAUUCAAUCACCCAGCAAUAGUUACAAUAAACAUUGAAUCAACGACUCAGAAAUAUAACCUCACCAACGAAACCAAUCCCAUGCCUGAAGAGAUGAUGAAAAAGAGUAGUGGCAUUCUACUUCUCACCCUUGUGUCUUUCCUCAUUCUGAUCCUUUUAAUCAUUGUCCAGCUCUUUAUCAUGAAGCUAAGGAAAGCACAUGUGAUUUGGAAGAAAGAAAAUGAAAUUUCCGAACAGACCCUGGAAAGUUACAAGUCAAGGUCAAAUAAUGAAGAUACCCCACACCAGGAGAAGUAUGGCCAAAUUUCCAGUCAGAAGGGUGGCACGAACUAUAUUACAGCCAUCAAUACUGAAACAGAAAGCAAGAAGCCAACAGAAACUACCCAAGCUAUUCAUCAUUACCAUUGCCAGGAUUCAUCAGCUGAAAAGGGACUGGAUCACUUACCAGAAACAACUGUAUAG
Tachyglossus aculeatus (Australian echidna) is the source of this 1326-nucleotide messenger RNA. RefSeq names its product cytotoxic and regulatory T cell molecule (gene CRTAM). Lineage: Eukaryota; Metazoa; Chordata; Mammalia; Monotremata; Tachyglossidae. The transcript is spliced from 11 exons. Gene Ontology annotation, molecular function: signaling receptor binding. The record is from RefSeq and is a predicted model, not a curated record. Gene Ontology annotation, biological process: cell recognition; detection of tumor cell; positive regulation of natural killer cell mediated cytotoxicity directed against tumor cell target. Bases 1 to 1326 code for a protein of 441 amino acids. Gene Ontology annotation, cellular component: plasma membrane.